Messenger RNA from Taeniopygia guttata (zebra finch), 614 nucleotides. The record is from RefSeq and is a predicted model, not a curated record. NCBI's taxonomy places the organism in Eukaryota, Metazoa, Chordata, Aves, Passeriformes, Estrildidae.
AUGGGGGUGGAUCUUCCAUCCCCGCCCGCCCCGAUCCCCCCCGGGGCUCCCCUGGCCCCGCUCCGGGCACCCCUCCCGGUGAUGCCCUGGGGGAUCUCCCCGCCCCCCCCAGCACCGCCUGCCGCCCCCCGGCCGCCCCAAUCAUUCCGGACCCGGAGCCGAACCCCUCACUCCGGCCCCGCGCUCCGCAGCUGCCCAGAUGUGGCAGCACAGCUGGAGGAGCUGCAGCAGGUAAGGCAGGGGCUGGUACCAGCGGGAUCGGGGGUGCUGCAGGGGCCCGGGGGGAGAGCGGGGGUGCCCCCGGAACCCGCUCACCCCCUUCCCAGAGAUACGCCCCUACAUCCUCCGGUGGAACACCCCAAGCUGGUGCUUUGGCUGCAGAGGUGUUUUGUGUGGAUUUACCGGGUGAUGCUCGUGGCUGGUGGCCCAGCUCCUUCCCCAUGGAUGGUUUUCAAGGACUUCCCUUUGCAGCUGAGCCCGGCCAGCUCGGUGUGCCCACAGCAGCCGGGCUCAGCUCCCCGCUCCGCUCGCCCGUGCUGGGAGCGGGAGGCGCUGCCCCCGGGAAGCAGUUUAAGCUGAACUCCAAACAAUAAAAACUUAUCAUUAAAAAGAAA